Molecule: messenger RNA, 8397 nt
Organism: Mucor velutinosus
Lineage: Eukaryota; Fungi; Mucoromycota; Mucoromycetes; Mucorales; Mucoraceae
Product: proteinase B
Exons: 5
Coding region: 1-8397 (2798 amino acids)
Source: RefSeq, a predicted model, not a curated record
AUGAUUGGAAUUACAUUCGAGCAGACUAUGGUAGCCAACACCAAUACUACGCCAGAUGUCUUUACUGUAGAAGUGCUAAAGAAAUGGGUUCAAGCUACAUCUCUCAUGCGAUUAUUGGUUGAAGUACCAGUCAUUGCCGUCAUGUCAUUUAUCGUAAACCAUACUGCAGUCCGUAUUGACAAAUUGACAUUGAUGGCCAACAGCAAAGACUUGGUUAUCACAGUGGAUCACAUCUACAUUCAAUCCUCCUUAAAUGUAUCACAACGACAGCAAUCUGGCAAACUGUUUCAGGACCAACAACGAGUGUUUAGUGUUCAAUUGCAAGUGGGUCCUGUAACUGUGGCUGACAAUGCUUCAAAGCCAUUGGUGGGAAUAACUACUACUUGUCUUGUGAUGGUGUCCUGUCAACUGAACAGAAUCUUGCUUGAAGGCAUGGACGUGGAUAUCCAGCUGGGUUUUAUCAACGUGUAUAUGGAUACCUGUAUAGCUUAUUAUCAACAGUAUCAAGCCGUGCAGCAUCCUUCACACGCCUGCAGUCACCAGCAAGAUCUCGACAUGUCAGCAUCUAGAUUCAUGCGCUUGGGUAUCAAGAUCAAUUCAAUCAGUGUAACAGUCCAAAAGAUGAAUAUGGAAAAUCAACAAAUUGCGAUGCGGAUGGAGAUCAACACGCUGAGGAUUCAGGCACUGCUUGAGAAUAGAAGGGAGCCUUGCUUGCAGCUCAAUACUGACCUGAUUUUACUGUGCUUACUCCAGCAUCGCCUUGUUGAGAUAUCUUCCAUGGAAAUAACUGCUGCGCUUCCGACACCAGAAGACUAUCAUCAUGCAGCAACACCCACAUCAUCAGAUACUUUGCCACAUACUGAUCUGCUAAGUGUAACAUGGAUUAUAAACAUGCCGCUACUGACGCUUCCCUUGAAAAGUCAGACGUUUCUAGACACACUAGCCCAUGUGCAGCAGUUACAGCAGCCCAUUACCAGCACAACAACAACAAACAGUAGUCUGCCCCAAAAGAGAAUAUCCAAUGUUCCUACCUGCUCACUUGCUGUUGUGUUGAACUCUGCCAAAAUGGAUAUGUUGGAUGUGGAUAACGAAGAGCGUCAUGGCUAUAUGUCGAGUAAAAGCUUGAUUAUUCGUUUUGCGGGAGAGUACAUGAAAAAGAGCAAUAGAAACAGCAGCAGCAGUUUUGACGAUGUGCCUUCGACUUCCUCUUCCUCUUCAGCUAGCAGACUGGACUCGUGGUUUGCUCAGGAGGAGUACAAGUGGUUGUCUGGUGGCGGCUCUUCUAGUAGUCUGACAGCCAGAAACAGAAGCUCUUUCCACGAGACUACUCCCAACAGCAAGUCCUCAAUACCUACCCCACCUCACACGCCUACUACUACUGCCAGAUGGCUCCAUUUGCUUGGCCGGGUAUCGCGCAGACAUCAGCCCAGUAGCAGCCACAACAACAGCAGCCCUGCACCCUUGAUGCAUCCUCAACAACGACAUCAAAAAUGGAUCUAUCGUUUGUCUCUCAAGGCCAUAAUGCAACAUGUCAAGUUUGGGUAUCAGUGCCAUCAACAAACGCAUGAUUUUAUUCGAGUCAAAAAUGCCGUUUUCAUUUUCAAAUCAGGAAUGCAUGUUAUCCAAAAUCAUGUUGUGCUCACGCCAGGUAAUGUGAUUCAGUCUGAAGCAGCCAUUGAUAAGCCAUUGAUCAAUGUAUGCGAUACACACCACGGUACUGCAUUGAGCGCAAGCGUUUUUUGGUUGACAUCUGUGCCUGAAGCCCUUCAAUCAUUGAGAGGAAACAACAACAACAACAACAACAACAACAACAGCAGCAGCAGCAGCAGCAGUACUGAAAGCAGCAACACGGAUUGGAAGCAGGUAGUGGUUCAGAGUAUCAGCUUUAGCUUGGAUGUGACACAGGGCUCUAUUGUCGCUUGGAGCGUAGAUACUGCUCGGCAAUCAGGGACUGUUCAAGUGCCUGAGGGCUAUAUUGACAAUGCACCUACUCACGCUGUGUAUACUCGCAUGGUACUAGAUACUCAAAAACUGGCUUUUGUCUGUGAGGGGCCCUACGCAACAGUGGAUCAGCACUUUCACAAUGAAUGGAAGGCACGGUGUCACAUGGAGAAGCUUUACCUUCAUCAAUCAUCCAGCUGUAUGCAGCAAGAUGUAGACAUUUAUGAGCUACUGAAAAAGCCAGAGAAGCAGCAUGUCAUUCUUUGGAUCUCGCAGCUCAACUUUAAUACCAAGUACUGGCAAGCUGACGACACGCAGCUGUCUGUUGUGUUCAAGGUCAAAAAGUUUGGCAUCUCGUAUUCCAUUCGGAAUCAUUAUGCUUGUUUGUUACUGUUUAGAUCUUUGUCUGUCAUGAAGCAUCAGCUCAAGACCAAUGGCGUGGACAGUGAAAGCGGUUUGAAGCAUCGGCAAUCCACAGCAACAACGCCAACGCCACUUGUUUCGCUUGAUGUAUCUGUUGGAAGAGGGGAUAUCCAGAUAGGCUUACCUCAAGAGAUCAAACUCUACCUCAGAAUGGAUGAACUGAACGUCAACUACACUGCUGAACACAAGAACAUGGUUCAAUUUCGAAACAUCAUGCUACUGGGUGUCUCUCCGACUCACCAAGCCAAAUGGGAGCAGCUAGUGGAAUUGGAUCAGGUCAAGAUUACCAAAACAGAGGCUUCUAUUGAACUCAAAGCCAAAAAGAUAUUUGCCUCUGUGCCUUACAAGUUUGUCCUGUCAGAGGUGAUUGACAGCGUGAUCGGGUUAGUCAAGGCGAUCAAGGAGCUUCAAGCAAGAAUACUGGAGCAAGAUCCCACCAGACGUGUGUUUACCUACUUUGGCCCCUUGUUAAAGAACAACCCUAUUGCUAUUCCUCACAUCAAAUUGCGAGCCAAGGUGUUUACCAUCCAUUUUGAUGAUGAUCCAUUUGAAGCAAAGCUGAGGAAUAUCCUAAGGACGGGUUUGCAGGAACAGCAGAGAAGAUUAGCUUACAAGGAAGCAUUGGAUGAGAAAGUCUACGACAUGUUGCACUCGACAUCACUAGCAUCUCCUGAAUCAGCCUCUAUCAAUUCGUCCACACACCAACGCACAUCCGUGUCCGAUGAUUUCCAAUCCAUUCGCACGUCCUCUUCCACCAUCAAUCCUCAACGAGACGACACGAGCGACCCCAAACCAAGUGUAGACCAAGCCGAACUCUAUGUUCAAAUUGCUAAAGCGCAACAGAACCUGCUGGCGUAUUACUCUGAAUUUUGGAUAAAGCAUAUAGACGAGACAAACCUACAAGAAGCACAGUUUUUUGAAGCGCUGCAUAGCAGGAACAACUACCGAAACGCAGCAACAUCCGGUGCUAUUGAUCAUGCCCUGGAUGAUGGUGAUAGUCGUAGACAUGAUCGUUUCUUGCUCUCCAAGACAUUUACCAUUGACAUUGUGCCCAGACCUCUACAUCCACCUUUGGCGAAUUUCACUGCUCAGUGUGCCAAGGUGAGCUUCAAGCCUGCCAAUUUCAGACUGGAAGAGACGCGGUCCUUUAUCCAUAUGGUUGGAAGAGGUGUGCCUUUGGACUAUGAUUUCUCCAUAUUGAUACCGUUUCAUCUGUCAAUCAAAGCCUCUAAAACGUGGAUCAAGGUGCGAGAUUACCCUUUACCUUUGCUUUAUGUCCCUCCCUCUGAGAAGACGGGUAGAGUUGCUUGGACAUUGGAAGGUGACUAUGUUGUAGGCGACGAGCUGGGUAACUCAGGUGGAAGUCGUAUUAUACCCAUUACCAUCAUUCCCGGAUCAAACUCAACGGCUGGCUACUGCUUAUCCGCUGUUCGCACUGCCUCUCCUCUCAAGUUCUAUUCUGUCAUUGAUUACCAUGUGUUGACACAGGGCAUGUCUAUGAUUUGCUGGUCCGUUUCUUACAACCCUGCUAUCCAAGAUAUCUUGCGUGUGUUGGAUACUUUGACAGCGGCACAGGUGGAUCCUUCGCCUCGCAUUGGGUUCUGGGACAAGGUUCGCUUCAUGAUCCACUCGCAAAUCAAGAUCCAUUUCACGGGUGGAGGUAAACUGGCGUUCGUUAUCAAGGGAGCAAGAGACCCAUAUCAGUUGCUGGAAAGAGGCGCUGGUUUAGCCAAAGUUUGGAGCGAUGAUGUCGUCUGGUUGCUUGGUUAUGAAAAUGAACAGAAUGAGUUUAUGCAGAUAGUCAGCCAAAGCUACGCUUUCGGCGUGCCUGACCUGCUUCAUGGCGGAUUUGUGCCUCAAUUGCCUGAUUCUCUGCAGUACAAGCAGGACAAGAUGUGUGCUGAUGAUAGUCGUGUCUUUCUCAAGAUUGCACUCAGGCUAUCAGACGGUGUUCGUAUGGGUAUUGGCUUGAGCUAUGAAAGACUGUCUUGUCAUGCGAAUGAUGUCAGGAAGCAUAGUCUGUGUGAUACAUGUCGAUAUCAGCAUCCGCAUAUGAUUGAUAGGUGCCGAUCUCAAGUGUUUAUGCCUCACUACCAUGUGUUGUUUCAAUCAGUUCAACAAGUUAAUACACAUUUUGAUAUGGCCACAUAUGACGCGUUUCGAGGAUUCAGAUCUGAUUUCAUACACUUGUCGUUCAGCAUUGUCAAACUGGAGAAUGGCGAUGGUUCUCUUGAAUCGCCCGACUCUUUUCAAGACGAUCCUUACUUGAGCCACUCUGGCAAUAUGUCUCAAAACGCCAUGUAUCUCAGUCCCUGCUUUGUCAACCACUUUCAGCAAUGGUUCAGGCUGUUUGGUAGUCCUAUAUCUAUUCCUAUUCGGCAAGGUAAACUGUUUCCCACUGUCGAGGAGAAGGCCAGGUCCUUUGGAGAACUAUUGAACACGGUUAAAUACAAAAUUGCAGUUAAUCCUUUAGCUAUUGGCUUCUUCAUUUCUGAUCAGGAGACGUAUCUCGACAUGAAGGGCAGCGGAUCUGUUGGAUUGAAGGCUCGAGUCAACUCUUUUAGUGUAGAUCUGCAUUCUAGGCGAGAGAUGAUUCAACCAAAUGACGUGGAAGCAGUACAAGACGACUCGAUCAAGACGGAAAUCAACUUUCAUGAAGCGGAAGUAGAGCUAUCAGACAUUGAUCUGCGCGUAAUCAGGGCACAUCAUCGCAACACGGCAAAUACAUCACCGGUAUCCAAACCCCAGUCAGGCAAAUCAGUCGCUGAAUCCACUGCCUACAGCGAAGAACAGAGCUAUCAGGGACAAGAAGCUUCUUCCUUUGAUGAAGAGAGCCGUUACAGCUUCCAAUGGAUUGACGCCAAAGAUUUUGUGAUUCUAGAUGCUGUCCACAAACAACCUUUUCUAUCACGAUCCAAGAUUGAUGUGCUUCCGUUUGCAUUUUCACCGUUGUUCUACUACAUGAAGCAACACGACGAACCUGGCGCUGAAAAGAGAGACUAUCUCAGAAGGACGCAUGAUUGUACGAUUGGCAGCGGCAUGGACAGCCAUGAAUUCCAAAAGACAUAUCUCAACCAGCGAGCAGCAGAUCUUGAUAAAGUCAUUGAAAACCACGAUAAACAGCUCGACAUUAUUAUACAUGCGAUGAAUGUGUACAAGAACGAAAAGGAAGAUCUUACAGAUGAGCAUGAAUUCCUCGUCAAAAAGAUUGACCACCUUCGAGUCAAACGCUACAUGCUGCACACUUACAUUGCCCAAAUGAUCUUGGAGAAUGAGCUCAAUAUGACGACAGAAGAUGCUGAUACGCGAGGCUCACCCCACACAACGACUUCCUCCAUCUGUCGCAGAGACGAACUGUCCAGGUGGGAGUUACUCAUGGGUCGCUUCAAGGACCGCUAUUUUGUGCACAACCCGCAAAUCAUAUGGAACAGCUCUGUGAGAGAUGCAGUCUAUUACAUGAGGGAUAUCUACAACCAUCGGUCAGUGCAAAGCUUAAAUCUAUCUGCCAGGUGUUUCAAGUUCUUGGAGGAUCUGGUGCGAAUGGCCGAGAAGCAGCAGCAGUGGAAGCCAGAUGUGCCUGAGGCCACAGCCGAAUCAUCAACCUCACCCGCCGUAUCUUCUGCCAGCACACAGGCGCUGAUUGACAGACUACUGGCCGAACGUUCCAAGAAGUUUGUAGCCUACAAUGAGCGUGAAGAAGACAAAAGGCAACCCAGAGACGACAUCAGCAGCCCUUCUUCCAAUACGUCAUAUGACGGCAUCCAUGUGCUUGAUGACAAUGCAGACAAUGUCAAUGAUCCAGACUACCAAUAUGAAAACAUCCCCGAUUCGUAUGAAAUGCAAAGCAAUUAUCUGAUUGACAUGAUUAACCCUCAGUUCAUCUGCCAGAGUGAACGAGGUCUCGACCAUUUGAUCCUGCUGACAAACGAAAGAAUUCAUAUCAAAGGAUUCCGCAUCAUUGAUAACAGCACAAGCGGCGCUGCUGACAAAGAUGUUCGCCUGGUCAAGAGCCGUAUCAUUGUCAAUCUGGACAAUGCUCAGCUCUUGGUGGCUAAAAGGAUUGAACCAGUGCACUCUUACCACACUUUAGCGCCCAAUUGCUACGGCCAAUUCCAGGAACGACAUUGGGCUGUAUGGACGCAGCCAGAACAACUGUGGUACUAUCGAGAGCUCAAGAAUUUCGAAAAUUUCCAGAGAAUCGCAACGCAAUUAUCAGGCACUAUGCAACUCGACCUGUACAACCAUCUGCGUAUCAAGAUCAACAAGUAUAACAACACAUUGCGCAAAAGCCCCUUUGAGGAUCGCACCAACACUAUUCAAAUGCACUUUCCACACGUCAAACUCACACUCAACUCGUUGCAGAGCCAUAUUCUGUACUACACCGUCAUACACCUUGUGCUUGGAAGUGACAGGUCAGCGCGUGAAAAGACCAAGCUGAACAAAUUUCGAGACGUUAUGCUGGCAGCAGAGCGCAGUGAUCUAGCAGAAACUGUCAAACAAGUGGGUGUGCUGCAGAAUAGAUCGCGCUAUCUGCUUGAUUUGCAUAGCCGAUUCCUCAGCGAGCUGCCUUACCUGGAUACAUUUGGCCUGCAAGAAUUUAACAAGAACAAAAAGAAAAUGAGUGAAAGCCUAGAGAAACUAUACAUGGUUGUAGAAGCCAUUCGGUCCAUCCAGACAUUCAGAAGAGAUAUCCAUUUGGAGGAGUCAGAUAGUGCAAAGCGAUUCAUAUUCACGUCUGAUGAGAUUAUCUGGGAGGCCACCAUGGACAAUGAAAUGCAAAGCUCGUUGUGUGAGUGGAAGUUGACCAAUACAAAGUACGUUCGAUUGGACAAGCCAAAUGGAUCGCACAAGAACACGGUAGAAGUGGAUCAGUUUCAGAUCAAGAAUACCACCGAGUCGCCUGUUUUUGUCAACGUAUUGGAUGCCUAUGUCGAUCCUUCAAACACAUCGCAUCAAGAGCCUGAUUUCUCUCGCCAUAAAAUGCUCAGCGGUGUACUGGAUUCGCUACCGCCCGUGGGUGGCAUUCCAGUGAUUCAGCAUCUAGAGAUCAAUCUUCUGCCUCUGCAUCUACAAAUCAGCACUGCUUUUGGUACAGCCAUGAAAGACUACUUUUUCCCAAGGGUGCCUUCCACCACUGCUAUGGACCAGCAGGGCCAGAAUCAAGAUCAGGAUGUGUUCUCAGGAGACAAACUGGAGGAAGAAGAGGAGGACCAAGAUGAAGCUGUCAUGAUUGACAAUUGGAGCACUACCAGAACAAACAGAAACCAUGCCAGCGUCCGCUCAUUUGGUAAAAGAGAGGGCAGUUUCGCCAGCUUGGACAUGAUAGCAAAGAAAGUCAAGGAAACGGUUGUCAAAAAGCGCAAGGGAAAGGCAGAUGAGCUGACCAUCAUGAAGAAGAGAUCUUCCACUAACCGCACCUUUAUCUAUGUGCGCAUUCCUGCUGCCAAGCAUUGCAUCAGCUUUCAGGGGCCAACUCAAAAUACGUUUUACAACCUGUACAAUUUCCCGUUCAAACAGCCCAAAUUGGAGUAUAGAAACAAGACAUGGUCAAUCGCUGAAAUGACAGAAGAGAUACAGAAGCAAUUUGUCAGAGCUAUCUUGAGACAUAGUCCAGCAUUGCUCAAGAAGAAACUGCUGACCAAGAAUAGCAGGGAGCUGCCAACUCCAUCUGUUCCCGUCUCGAGAGCAGUGAGUGUUACGUCAAAGCAAUCCUCCUCUGCCAGUGUUCAUUCAAACAUUGAACUCAUGGACGACUCUGUUAUCUAUAACGAAUAUGACGAUACCACAAGCCGAACCAAGUCUGUCAUCUCAGCCUACACAGAGGAAGAUGAUGUGGAUGUCCAAUCCUUGUAUUCCAAUGCACCAGAAGAUGAGCAGCAACACUUGGCAGAACUGCAGACCAUUAAAGGAAAGAAAUCGCACAAUGUGGAUGAGGAGUUGCUUGAAUUCUAUGCAGCCAAGCACAGGUCAGAGCAUACAGAUGAUGAAUUGGCCAGGAACAGCCAGAUUCUGUUUGGCUCAAGCUAUCGCUAA